Messenger RNA from Panicum virgatum (switchgrass), 1296 nucleotides. RefSeq lists its product as uncharacterized. The coding region runs from base 1 to 1296 and encodes 431 amino acids. The record is from RefSeq and is a predicted model, not a curated record. The transcript has a single exon. Lineage: Eukaryota; Viridiplantae; Streptophyta; Magnoliopsida; Poales; Poaceae.
AUGGAGCUCUCCCUGUUGUACGACAUCCUCUACACCAAGGCUGCCGUGAUCCACACUUGGCCUGGUUACUUCAUCCGUUUCGCCGCAUCCGCCUCCAUUGCUGCCUCGUCUCUGCUGUUCCAUUUCAGUGGCAGGGAUGACCAAAAGGCAGAUGUUGCCGUCACGUACGCCUUGCUGGCUGGGGCAUUCCUUAUGGAGGCAGCAUCCCUGCUGAACGCCCUAGGAUCCUCAUGGGCAUAUGCAUUCUUGUGCACCACACGAUGGAGCCGGCUCCGGUACGCAGCCCUAUGUACCGGAAGGUGGGACCGGCUUCGACACAUUGUCAAGGCUACCAAGAGAAUGGUUGGCAGCAACCAGUCAGGUAGGAGGUGGUCUGGCGAAAUGGGGCAGUAUAACAUGUUACACUACUGCAGUCGCCGCGAGAGGGCCUAUAAACCCCUUUUGGGCAGAUUUGCCGCGAUGUUGGGAUUCGAGGAGUGGUGGAAUAGGAAGCAUUACUCUGCAACAGUUGACAUUUCUGAUAGCCUGAAGCAGGGGUUGUUUGAGUACAUACACAGAUUAACAGAGACGGGUUUGAAUUCACAGGGUGUAAUCAGAAAGAGCUGGGGUCAAGACGCACUUGAGAGGGAGGACCGGGACUUGUAUGAGCGUAUCAAGAAUGAAAGAAACCUCGGCGUUGAGUUCCAAGAGGGAGUCAUAAUAUGGCACAUCGGCACAGACAUCUUCCUAGCCAAAAGCAGAAGAGAUGCCGGCGACGACGACACAGCUGAUCUGGUGAAGGGUAUAAGGAUGCUGUCCAAUUACAUGAUGUUCCUCCUCAUUGACCACCCUAAAAUGCUCCCUGGCCUUGCCCAGAACAUGCUGUACCGGCGAACCUGCGAAAAUCUAUCAGACAGGUGCAAGAACCAUGGCCAUCCAAGAACUGGAAAUGUUGGUGCAGUGCUCAAGGAAAUAUUCCGCCUGAAUGAUGGCCCUACUGUCACUGAACUGAGCCACAUAAAUGAGCUCGCAAACGCCGUGUACAAGGAGAGGCCGAAAUACAGCCACGCUGUUCCUCGCCUCUGUUAUGCUAAUGAAGUUGCUAAAAAACUACUUGACAGAGAGAAGGACAAAGGCAGCAGGGCCGUGUUGAAUUUGGUCCUUGAUGUCUGGAUGGAUUUCCAAGUGUACGCAGCCAAUCGAUGCAGCAGGGAAUCCCACGUCAGGAUGCUCAGCAGCGGCGGUGAGUUGACGAGCGUUGUCUGGAUUAUGACAGACUUCCUCAACCAAGAAGCCUACGCUCGUCAUAGGGAUUGA